AAACUGUAUACAUACAGCCCCAGAGUUCACUGGUCGCGCUUGUCAGACCAUUAUGAGCGCAAAGCCAGGUGGUUUGAGAAGCCUCGCAUUCUCUUACACUAAGCGCAAAGCUCUUACAACCUCCUCCCACCCUUCACUCUCCUCUCACUCUCAGUCUCACUCUCACCCUAUUAUUUCCCAACACACCAGCCCCACUCAAAACGCCCACCACCUGUUCGACGAAAUUCCCCACUCAGAUUACACCCACUUACUCUUCGAGCACACUCGCAAUGGCCGCAACCGUGACGCCAUCAACCUAUUCAUGGACGCUUUCCGGUCCGGCUCACCCCUCAACGGGUCAAUUCUAUCUUCUUUGGUCAAGGCCUGCGGAAGCUUGUGUGACCAAGUUGUGGGCCGACAGGUGCAUUGCCACUGUGUCAAGUCCGGGCUUGGGGAUGACGUCAGUGUCGGGACGGCGCUGGUUGACAUGUAUAUGAAGACUGAGGGCGUUGUCGAGGGGAGGAGAGUGUUUGAUGAGAUGAGGGAGAGGAAUGUGGUAACUUGGACAUCAUUGAUUUCGGGGUACGCGAAAAACGGGUGGAAUGAGGAGGCAUUGGAGUUGUUUAUGGGGAUGCAGAUGAGUGGGAGCGUGGCGAAUCCGUUUACGUAUGUGGCUGUGCUUGGAGCAUUGGCUGAUGAGGGGUUGGCUGGGAAGGGGAGCCAGGUGCAUUGUAUGAUUGUGAAGAAUGGUUAUGUGGUGAUUAGGUUCGUGUGCAAUUCGUUGAUUAAUAUGUAUUUGAAGUCGGGGAUGGUUAGUGAGGCUAGGGCUGUUUUUGAUGGAAUGGAGUGUAGAGAUGAGGUUACAUGGAAUAGCUUGAUUGCAGGUUAUGUGGGAAAUGGGCUUGAGUUGGAAGCUUUUGAUAUGUUUAAACAGAUGGGGAUUGCGGGUAUUAAGUUCACGCAGCCUAUAUUUGUUACUGUUAUUAAGCUAUGUGCUAACUAUGAAGAAUUGGGAUUUGCAAGACAGCUUCAUUGCUGUGUUUUGAAGAGUGGGUUUGUGUCUCAUCGCAAUAUUGAAACAGCACUCCUGGUGGCUUACAGUAAGUGCCGUAAAAUGGGUGAUGCUCAUAAUGUGUUCUCCAUGAUGCGAGGUGUUCAGAGUGUAGUAACUUGGACUGCGAUGAUUAGUGGGUACCUGCAGAAUGGUAGAGCAGAGAAAGCAGUGAAGUUAUUCUGUGAAAUGAGCAGAGAAGGUGUUAAACCAAAUGAUUUCACUUAUUCUGCCAUCAUUAUGGCCCACCCUUGUAUAUCUAUAUUUCAGGUACAUGCACAAGUCAUUAAAACCAACUAUGAGAAGUCACCUUCUGUAGGAACUUCACUCGUAGACACUUAUGUUAAAAUUGGAUUUGUUCCUGAAGCUAAAAAAGUUUUCCAAACAAUUGAUAAGAGGGAUAUUGUAGCAUGGUCGGCAAUGCUUGCUGGAUAUGCUCAAGUAGAAGACGCAGUGGGAGCUAUUAAAACUUUCCGCCAGUUAACAAGAAAGGGGGUCAGACCUAACGAGUUCACUUUGUCUAGUAUCAUUAAUGCUUGUUCUGCACCGUCAGCAACAGUAGAGCAAGGGAAACAGUUUCAUGCUUGCUCAAUUAAACUCAGGUUGAACAAUACUUUGUGUCUAAGUAGUGCUCUUGUCACCAUGUAUGCAAAACAAGGGAAUAUUGAAAGCGCAAAUGAAGUUUUUAAGAGACAAGGUGCAAGAGACUUGGUUUCGUGGAACUCUAUGCUCUCUGGAUAUGCACAACACGGUCAGGGGAAUAAGGUUCUUGAAGUAUUUGAGGACAUGCGUAAGCGAAAUAUGGAAGUAGAUGGAAUAACAUUCAUUCUCAUCAUUUCUGCCUGUACUCAUGCAGGCUUAGUAGAUGAAGGUAAAAGAUAUUUCGGUAUGAUGGUCCAAGAUUACCACAUUCAUCCAACAAUGGAGCACUAUUCUUGUAUGGUUGAUCUUUACAGCCGAGCUGGAAAGCUUGAAAAGGCGAUGAAUCUUAUAAACAGCAUGCCUUUUACUGCAGAUGCAAAUGUGUGGCGAGCUCUCUUGGGUGCUUGCCGUGUUCACCGCAACUUAGAGCUUGGCAAACUUGUGGCAGAGAAGCUCAUUUCACUUCAGCCACAAGACUCUGCUGCUUAUGUUCUGUUGUCCAAUAUUUAUGCUGCAGCUGGAAACUGGCAAGAGAGGGAUAAUGUACGGAGGUUGAUGAAUGAAAGAAAAGUUAAAAAGCAACCUGGGUAUAGCUGGAUUGAGGUGAAGAACAAGACCUACACAUUUUUGGCUGGUGAUAUUUCACAUCCCUUGUCAGACCGUAUAUACUUGAAACUUGGCGAGUUAAAUAACCGAUUGAAGGAUAUGGGAUAUCUGCCUGACACUGACUUUGUACUCCAUGAUGUUGAGGAGGAACACAAAGCAGCCUUUCUUUAUCAACACAGCGAGAGGUUGGCCAUUGCUUUUGGAUUGAUUGCCAAGCCUCCAGGAUCUCCUAUCCAGAUUAUGAAAAAUCUUAGGGUAUGUGGAGACUGUCACACUGUUAUUAAAUUAAUUUCGGUGAUAGAAUCGAGAGAUAUUGUUGUCAGAGAUUCAAAUCGGUACCACCACUUUAAGGGUGGCUUAUGUUCUUGUGGAGAUUUUUGGUGAGUUCCCAUAUAAGAAAAGGAUUUAACAGGAUGUUCAGGAGGAAUUACAUAUACAAGUCAUCAAAAUCACCUUCAAACAAAGCAGCUGCAUGACUUCUAGAUGUUACAGUAAUGUCAUCUGUGGAAGAUGCAGAUGGGAACUUAAGUCAAACAAAGCAGUUGCAUGAGAAGUUUAUUCUUCACUUACUAUGGAAACUUAAGUCAUGCCACCAAGUAGCAGCUGGGUUUAGAUUUAUGUGGUGUGCGAAAACUCAAUGGUAUUUUCCAAAUUGAGAAGGUUUGUAUGUCAAGGUUUUUAAGAACUAGAUAUCAAGUCUCAUACUCUCAUGGACCAUCAUUGGGAUAAUAUUUUUCCUUUGGCGAUGAUUUUAUCUCCAAUUAUAUAGUUGGUUGGUUCACCUAGUCUGUAGUUCUGUGUCAGCAUUCCUAUACGCAAGCCAUGUGACAGUACCAAUAUAAGUCUCGUGGAAGAUUCAUUCUUGGCACCGUUGUGCUACCUUUACUCGUUGUUGUAGGUUGGCCCAUGAAGAGAGGAAACUUUCACUACUUUGGCUCGCCGUUCUUGGUGAGGUAUGUGAUAGUACCAGUUUAAUACCCCGUGUAUUAUAGAUGCUAUAUGACCAUUUUCAUAUCUGAUGUGGUACCAACUUGAUAAUAGUUUUGUUUUUCUUUUUUUCUUCUUUUUGCUUUUUUUCCCUCUAAGUAACACCUGUUCAUGGCUACAUAACACAUUUUAGAAAAUUACAUGUGUAUAAUAUGAUAUACCCAAUGAACAUAUUUUGGUAUGCAUGUCCUCCCACCUUUCCAUCAUGGAACUCAGAGAUGAUCUUGUGUCGCCAUCCAUCAAUGCGAGCCAUCUAUAUUCUGUCCUUGUAAAACAAGUGGGAAUCUGUCCACUGAUAGUAUUUCUUCUCAUUACCUUGUUGCAAUUGUGUUAUGAUGGUUGGUUGCAGCCUCGGAAUCAAUCAAACAGGAUUGUUGAAGGUCAUGAAUGUAGCCUUGCACUGAACUUGAAAUCCCCAUGAGAGAAACAAGGGCAGGGACCCUGGAUAGCGCAUCCGGCACAACAUUGUUCUGUCCUGCCUUGUAAGAGAUGGAGUAGUCAUAGCCAAGGAGUUUAAUUAGCCAUUUCUGCUGAGCUGGAGUAGUAAUCUUUUGCUUGAGGAAAUGUUCAAGAGUUCUAUGGUCAAUAACAAUUCGGAAGUGAUGUCCAAGAAGGUAUGGUCUCCAAUAUUGGACUGCUGAAACUACAGCAAGCAUCUCUUUAUCAUACACAAACAGUGCUAAAUGGCGCUGAGCGAGUGCUUUGCUCAUGAACGCAAUGGGAUGACCAUUUUGUGAUAAAACUGCACCAAUGCCUGUGUCAGAGGCAUCGCAUUCAACAACGAAUUCCUGCGAAAAAUCUGGAUAAGCCAACAUUGGUGUGUGUGUGUGUGAAUGCAUGCUUCGACUCCUCAAAUGCCAAUUCUACCUUAGGGUUCCAACAAAACGCAUCUUUCUUGAGCAAAUCAGUUAAGGGCUUGGCUAUAAUUCAAAAAUUCCUCACAUACUUUCGAUAGUACCCGGCUAAGCAAAGAAAACCUCGUAACUGCUUCAGAGUCAAAGGUCUAGGCCACUGACUAAUAGCUUUUAUCUUAGCAGGGUCGACAGAUACUCCUUCUCCACUAAUAAUAUGCCCCAAAUACUCUACUUGGCUGACUCCAAAACUACAUUUGCUCUCCUUCACCUUUAACGAGUGAUGUCGCAGGAUCUUGAACACGUGCUCCAACCGCUGUAAGUGUUGUUCUAGAUUAGAACUAUAAAUUAGGAUGUCAUCGAAGAAGACUAAAACUCAUUUGCGCAACAACUCUCGGAGAGCAUCAUUCAACACUGCUUGAAAGGUAGAUGGUGCAUUGGUUAAGCCAAAUGGCAGGACCAGGAAUUCAUAAUGGCCUGAAUGUGUGCGAAAAGCAGUUUUCUCAAUGUCUUUCUCAUGCAUUCUUAUCUGGUGGUAUCCAGCUCGGAGAUCCAACUUGGUGAACAAGGUAGCACCAUGAACCUCAUCAAUGAGCUCAUCCACUACAGGUAUUAGAUACUUAUCCUUUACAGUAGCAGCGUUUAAAGCUCGAUAGUCAAUGCACAACCUCCAUGAUCCAUCUUUUUUCUUCACUAAGAGCAUUGGUGAUGAAUACAGACUCACACUAGGUCGAAUCACUCCAUUUGCUAACAACUCUUGAAUGAUCUUCUCUAUCUCAUUUUUUUUGAAAUUGAGGAUAACGAUAGGGUCUCACAUUAAUAGGGCAAGUGUUUGGUAGUAGCUCAAUUUCAUGGUCUUGUGGCCUUGGUGGUGGUAGUUGUGUGGGGGUUUCAAAGACAUCAGAGUACUUGUGUUUGAGGUUUUGGAUGUGAGAGUUUGGUGGUGUAUGUGUGCCAGACUUGGGAAGGCUAACAAUAGAAUUCAACUGAACAAGCAAAGCUUCUUUCUCUUUCCUUAGUGUUCUGGUCAUUGCCUUACAACUCACAACACUAGAGUCCACCUCACAAAGACUGUUCUCGGCCUUGAUCCCAAAACUUCAUAGUCAUGCGCUCCAAAUUCCACACAAUAUCACCCAACGUCCUCAACCAUGCCGCCCCCAAAACAAUCUCACAACUUGAAAUAGGUAAUACAUAAUAGGAUGUGACAAAACUAUAAUGUUGUAGUGUGAUAGGUACCUCAACUAUUGUGCUAGUGACCAUAAUUUGACCACUUGCCACUCGUACUCGAAGUGGUUUGAUCUCCUGCAUUGUGACGCCCAAUUUGCGUAGUAUGGAGGGAUGGAUAAAGUUACGAGAUGCUCCAGAAUCUAUGAGUACAUGAGCUUCCUUCCCUUGAAACUCCCUUUUCAACUGCAUGAUUCUUACAUUAUCCCCAUCAAUAGAAUGGAGUUGCAAGUCAUACUCAUCUGGAUUGGCUGCAUGGUGAAAUUAAACAUCACCCUCAUUAACUUCCGGACCCUGUAAUUCCAUCUCUUCUAGUAUAAUUUCGAUAGCCAUGAGAGCGUUUCCAUGCCUGCAAUUAUGGCCUGGCCGAUAUUGCUCAUCACAAAAGAGGCACAGACAACGAGCUCUCUGUUCUAAGUACUCGGCACGAGUCAUUCUCUGAUUACCACCUUGAUUCACUGCUUGUGGUGCACGCACAACAGGAGCAUGCCAAAGUUGAGCAAGCUGGACUGGUGCAGGGGCAACCCUAGGUAUGGUUGAAGCCAUUUCUGGGGUAGGUCUAGGGACAAAGGUAUUGCGGCUCGCCUGGCAUUGAAUUAACUCAUUUUUCUUUGACGAUUUUCGCCAAAACACAAGCUGCAUACAAUGUCUUAGGGUUUUGAGCUCUCACAUCAGAACGAAUCGAACUCUUCAAACCUCCAAUGAAGAAGAACAAUAGAUUCUUAGGUGUAAAGCCAGGUGCUCGACAAGAGAGUUUUGUGAAUUGUUCCAUGAACUGCUCUACUGACCCUGUUUGGCUCAUCCUAGCCAAAGCAGCCUGAUAGUCACCGAGGUUGUGUUCAGUGAAUUCUCGUAGUAACAAAUCACAAAGACCAGAACAUUUUUAUGGAAAUUCAUGUUUGAACAUGAACCAGCGAUCUGAUGCUCUGUCUACUAAAUGCAUGGUGGCUAUUGCAAGUUUUCUAUCUUCAAGAAUCUGAUAAAUUUCAAAGUAUUGCUCGACCUUGCUCACCCGCUAAAUAAGGUCAUUUCCGCCAAAGGUGGGCAUCUCCUGUUUCAUCUGUUUCAUGGUGGGUAAAUUGGGGUCCCAGUUGUUGGACAUGAACUGCUGUUGACAGAUGGGUUGGUAACCAAGGUAUGGAUAAGGUCAUGUAUAAGCAUUGGGUGGUAUGUGUGAGGUCAUGGUAGCUGCAGUGUAUUGAGGGCUGAAUCUAUGUGAUUGUAGUUGAGUAUUCGAGCUGCAGGGGGUGUUGGAUGCCCAUGGUUGCUGAGUAAAGUGUCAUGGUCUAGAGUGUGGGACAAAACUGGUGUUGACAAAAUUGCCAGGAGGCAUAUUUGUGUAGGCAAAAUUGGAGUGUGGUGAAAACUGUUGGCUAAAUUGUGGGUUAGGUGUGUGUUGGAAAAACUGAGUUCUAGAGGGUUUUUCACUCCUAGAUCCAGUACCUUUGCCUUUACUAUUUUCUCCUUUCUCAAAAAUGCGCUUCUCCUGGCCGGUUUAGGACUAACCUUGCUCACAGUGAUAGUAUUCAGCACAGCACCAGCAUAAUUCGUGAUAAUGGGUUGCGUAGUGGCGAACUGAUA
Argentina anserina (silverweed cinquefoil) is the source of this 6921-nucleotide messenger RNA. Its product is annotated as pentatricopeptide repeat-containing protein At2g27610. The record is from RefSeq and is a predicted model, not a curated record. Gene Ontology annotation, cellular component: intracellular membrane-bounded organelle. The transcript has a single exon. Gene Ontology annotation, biological process: RNA modification. NCBI's taxonomy places the organism in Eukaryota, Viridiplantae, Streptophyta, Magnoliopsida, Rosales, Rosaceae. The coding region runs from base 53 to 2662 and encodes 869 amino acids. Gene Ontology annotation, molecular function: RNA binding; protein binding; zinc ion binding.